Scomber scombrus (Atlantic mackerel) is the source of this 2645-nucleotide messenger RNA. Its product is annotated as regulation of nuclear pre-mRNA domain-containing protein 1A-like. The coding region runs from base 720 to 1643 and encodes 307 amino acids. The transcript has 6 exons. Gene Ontology annotation, biological process: mRNA 3'-end processing. NCBI's taxonomy places the organism in Eukaryota, Metazoa, Chordata, Actinopteri, Scombriformes, Scombridae. Gene Ontology annotation, molecular function: RNA polymerase II C-terminal domain binding. Gene Ontology annotation, cellular component: RNA polymerase II, holoenzyme. The record is from RefSeq and is a predicted model, not a curated record.
UCAUCACUUACCUGAUACUGUAAAAAACAACCUGACUCUAGAUGUAUUGUGUAGAUUUAGUCACUGUAUAGACACAUUUUUGAGCUUUUGGGGGAAGCUGUUGUGCCUGUUGUAUAGAUGGCAGGUUCUGCAGUGCUUGAAGCUAAUAGUGGCACACUUCUCCUUAGGGUGCAAGUCAGCGACCUAAUGAUACCUCCAGUGGAUAUAGUAUUUUGGGAGCUCGUCUGAAGGCAGAAAAGAACGUUAAUAGCAGUGGGAAUAGAGACAGCACAUUUCUCUGGAGCUUUAUGCUUGGCGUAUUGUUGACUGUGACCUGUCCAUAAACAACAAUAUGCAUCAUUAAAUAUAUAAUCUGACUGUGCCACUGAAGUGCAUAUUGGUGGAUAAAACUUUAAUGAAAAAGACAUGAAACAAGCCGUUUAAUUAGAGAGAACAAGAAAAAAUAACUUGUGAAAUAGAUUUCCCCUUGGAUCUGUAUAUUGUCAUUAUGAGAAAUGAGCUGUGUGACUGCUGUGUGGUUGUUACUAGAUAGAUUUUAUUCUUAGUGGUGAGUGAUUACUGUGAGGUGAUUUGUGACUUCAAUACACAAUGGUCUGGCUUGUUGGGAAAAUUGUGGCAUUGCAUUUAAGAUUUUGUAUUUUCUUGUGAUAAUUUCCCUGAAUGUCACUAAUUAAUUAAUUAAAUUCUUAAAUCCAACAUAUGGUUCUGUCAUAUAAAUCAUGUCCAAAAGUCUGACAGUCAAGCCCCUGAGUGAUGUGUGUGUGUGUGUGUGUGUGUGUGUGUGUGUGUGUGUGUGUGUGUGUGUGUGUGUGUGUGUGUGUGUGUGUGUGUGUGUGUGUGUGUGUGUGUGUGUGUGUGUAUGCGCGUGUGCGUGUGUGUGUGUGUAUGUGUACAUUUGGAUAUAUGCAGCUCAGGUGUCACGGAAGCUGACCUUCCUUUAUUUGGCCAAUGACGUCAUUCAGAACAGCAAGAGGAAAGGACCAGAGUUCACCCAGGACUUUGCACCGAUCAUCGUUGAUGCAUUCAAACAUGUGUACAGAGAGGGCGAGGAGGGCUGUAAGAAACAGUUGGGUCGGGUUUUGUCCAUCUGGCAGGAGAGAACCGUGUACGAGAACAACCUGUUGGACCAGCUCUCACAAGUCCUUUAUGGAGAAAAAAAGGCUAAGAAGAGGUCAUAUGAGGAUACCCAACCAGAGGAUGAGGACUUUGCCUCUCAGAGCUCCCCAGCUGAGCCCCCACAGACAGCAGAGUUAAUCCGAGCUCUGCAAGAGCUUGAGAAUGCAGCCUCUGGCGAUUCAGUGCUGCGUCAGCGCAUCUCCUCCCUUCCUGCUGAGGUACAGGACACAUCACUGCUUCACAGGAUCACAGAUAAGGAGUCAGGGGAGCGGCUUUCCCGGCUGGUGGAGGAGGCCUGCAUGCUGCUUGCAGACUACAGUGGCCGCUUGGCGGCAGAGAUAGAUGAUAGGAGGCAGCUCACGCGCACACUAACGGUCUUCCUGCAAAGCCAGAAGGAUGGCUUGGCCCAGAACGAGCAGAAACUUGAAGAGUACAAACACAAACUGGCGAAAGUGACCCAGGUCCGGAAGGAGCUGCGUUCCCGUUUGAACAAUCUUCCAGGAGGACGAUACAACUCAUCAAACUGACGUUUCGCCAUCUGACCAGAUACCCGACCUUCCUGCUACAGAAACAUCUCAACCUGUCUGUUAGAUAUUAGCCAUAGUACUUUUGUUCUUGAUUUUGCAAAGUGUCAGUGUCUCCCUGUAUGGCAUCCUGAAGUUCUCAUUCUGUCUUCAGCAGUUUAUUUAUCCACCUGGCUUUUAUUAACAGCAAUAUCAGCAGUAAACUGUAAAUUAAGAUUUAUAAUCAUCAGUCAUAGGCACUCCAUGCUUUGGUGCCUGCCCAUCUAACUUUCACAGCUUUAAAGUGACAUGGAUGAUGCUGGUGUGAUAUUUUUGUAUUUAUACUGACUUGAGAUAAUGCACCAGAGUAUAUCCCCUUACUGUGACAUUUCAUAAUAAUUUUUAAAUAUUUUGAAUUGCUUUCACACCUUUCUUUUACCCUUUCUGUAAAUGCAUCUGUUCUGGUUUUUGGUAAGAUAAUCACAGCAGGUAUUGAAGCUGAAAUUGUCUGUUUUUUUGCAGCGUGAUAAUGGCCUUUGAAGAGAAUGAUAUACUAGUGAAAUCAUUAGGAAACCAGAUUCUGAAGUUGAGAAGUUAACUAUGUUCCUGAAAGCAAACCAACAUAUGUAAUUACAAUUUACAUAAAGCCUCCUGAUGAGAGGGAAGUGUGGAUCAUUGGUCAGUGUAUAUAUUCAAAAUUGCAUGUAAAUAUGAAGGCGUUAUACCUGUAAGUCCUUAUUUGUAUCCAUGUCAACAUGGCUUGUGAAAUGAAAUGGUCAUUUAAACAAAUUACUGAGGUAUCAGUAGACUGAUAUCUUUGUAGUUGCUCAGACCUUCAAUGUACUGAAAAUAAUUUGUAAAGGAGUCUAUUGUGAUCUUGUUUACUGGAUCAUACUGCUUCAUAAUUUUAUCCCUCAGUUUACUGAAUGCUGUGCAGAUGCCUUACACAGCUUGAGAAGUGCCCCAGUUUCCAAAAACAGCUGCUUGUUUUUUUGUACAUAGGAUUCAAAUUCUUCUUAGAACCAA